Molecule: messenger RNA, 666 nt
Organism: Cyclocybe aegerita
Lineage: Eukaryota; Fungi; Basidiomycota; Agaricomycetes; Agaricales; Hemipholiotaceae
Source: the annotation of a GenBank genome assembly
AUGUUUGUUCCAAGCCUUGGCCUGAAGGCGUUGACCAAACAAAGUAAGCUCGUUCAGGACCACCACGCCAUGGCCGACGUCGAAUCGACUCAACCGACAACAAAUGGGUCAGAAAAUCUCCCGGUCGAAGAUGGCGAUGAUGCGGAGACGAACGAAAUCCUUCUUAUGAAACAGCGAGUCGAGGAAAUGGAGAGAGAAGCCAAUAAACUGCGGGAGCUACAAGCAGCAGCGGAGCAAGCAGCCAACUCGGCGGACGAAAGCAGUGGAGGUCUGGAGGCGGAGGACGACAAGUCUCUUGCAGACAACAGAAGUGUGUAUGUUGGAAAUGUUGACUACGGCGCAACACCAGAAGAGAUUCAAGGCCACUUCCAAGCAUGCGGAACGAUCAAUCGAGUGACGAUUCUCUGCGAUAAAUUCACUGGACACCCGAAAGGAUAUGCCUAUGUUGAGUUUUCAGAGCCGGAACACAUAGAUGCAGCCGUGGCUUUGGACAACUCGCUAUUCCGGGGGAGACUCAUUAAGGUGACUGCUAAACGGACUAACAUACCUGGUUUUGGGCGUGGAAGAGGGAGGGGUAGGGCAGGCUAUAGAGGGGGUUACAGAGGGUAUUCUGGAUAUAGCCCGUAUACCAGACCCCGGGGCAGGGGAAGAGGUCGUGGUUAUUAG